Molecule: messenger RNA, 3362 nt
Organism: Mastomys coucha (southern multimammate mouse)
Lineage: Eukaryota; Metazoa; Chordata; Mammalia; Rodentia; Muridae
Gene: Hpgd
Product: 15-hydroxyprostaglandin dehydrogenase
Exons: 5
Coding region: 2089-2526 (145 amino acids)
Cellular component (GO): cytoplasm
Molecular function (GO): oxidoreductase activity, acting on the CH-OH group of donors, NAD or NADP as acceptor
Source: RefSeq, a predicted model, not a curated record
CCAGUCUCCUUCACUUCCUCUCCUUGUGUCUGUGUCUGUGUGUGAUUUCCACAACAUUUGAAGAUAAGUUAGCUUUGAAGUAAAAUGUAAGAAAAGUUUUAAGGUGGAGUUUCCAGUGCAUGCAAUGUAGCACAAAUGAACACCCUCAACAUAAAGCUAUUAAUGUUUAAUGAAACCCAAACCUCUCUCCAGCAUUUCAAGAAAACAAGAUCAAAAACAAAACAGAAGAAGUGUGUAGCUAAAACAAAAUGUCAGAUGGAUUUUAUACAGGGCCACCAUGCCCUGCCUGGCUCAGGUUAUUUUUUACAAAUUUGCAAAUCAGCAGUUGUCAAGUACAACACAGCCACUUCAUGUGGGAGAAUGUAGAGUACUGCUUCGUGCCUGUCUUCUAGGAGAUAAUAAGCUUAAAAACAGGAACUAGAUGGAGUUGGAGAGAUGGCUCAGCAGUUAAGACCAUGUGCUGCUCUCACAGAGGACACAAGUUCAUUUCCCAGAACCCAGUGACAGCUUACAACUGCCUAAGACUCCAGUUCCAAGCAACUCAAAACUCUCCUUCUAUACAGGGGCCUGAGCGUACCAGGUGAGCAUGUGGUUCCCAUACUUGAAGCAAGCAAAUACUCACAACAAAUAAAAAAAACAUAUAAUUUCCUUUUGCUCCAGGCCAGAAAAAAAAAGGAAAAUAAAUGAAAUAUUUUAUAGCCAAGAGUCAUGCUUACUGUCUUUCAAAAUCUUAGUUUAUCUUGUGAUAGUCAUGUUCAAUAUACCAUUGAGAUUUUUCCUUAAAAAACACUAAUUUAAUAUUUGUGCUUCUGCUUUUAAAUUUUAUAAACUUACAGUUCUGUUCAGGUUUGUAUCAACUAAACUUUAGCUUUAUGUUAUAGCUUGAUCUCAUAUCAAUCCUUCUGUCUAACAAAGAGAAUUUACAUAUCAUAUGACAAAUGCCAGUUUGCUCACCUCCCCUAAGCUCUGUCAAUUUGGAUUCAAGUACUGCAUCAAUGAUAUUGAGAACCUAAGUUUCUUGCCAUCCUCAUUUUUGGUACUUGAUUUUACAAGUUAAAUCCCAAUUUGCUGCCUAGAAGAUAUAUGAUUAAGCUUAUAUUUCCAAAUUUAAAAUUAGUACUGUGCCACUUUCUUUUGAUUCUUAUUUACCCAAGUCUCCUUUUCUAUCCUUUCUUUUGAGAAUGUAAAUAACCUUCCAAGGUAAAUGUCUUCUCUUGAUAUUAUGCUGUGAGCAAUUAGUUUAUUAGACUACACCUAGGAACAAUCUUUCUUUUAGUGUUUGUAAAUUUAAGCCGCUUACAUUUAUUUGUACAUUUAUCAUUUAUACUUUAAUGCUCUUGUGUUUCUACCACUCUCAUAUUCCUUCUGCAAAUUAAUUAGAUAGCUGUAAAUUUUUAUUCUGUUAAGAACUUACUUAAAAGCAUACUUCAUUUGCUACUUGAUAAAACAAAAGUUUUGAAUAUACAAAGACUUGAAAGCUGGAAAUUUUUAGGAGUAUGUUCCUAUAAACUUGUACCAGUUUCCAAUCAUAACUAAACAUAAGGGUUUUAUUUUUUUCUGUGUAUCUUCAUAAUAAAAUACAAACUAUAUACCAGCCAUUUUCUUUUAACAUCAUUAAUGUCUUUAAUAGUUUUAUCAGAAAUACUAUGGAUAUUAUUAUCACUUGAGAAUGGGUCUCCUAUCUUCAGUACAUUUUUAGUGAAUAGUUACUGUGCAUUUAAUCUGAAAAAAAAUAGGAGUCAGAAACAAUACACAAUGACAAGACUUAACAUAGAGAGCUUGAAACAGCAAAGCUAUUGUCACAAAGUGCCAGGUUUUGGAUAAUUCAUCAAAAGGAACAUAUUUACUCUAAAGGGAGCUGGUUUUUUGCUUUUGUUUUUGUUUUUUAAAGCAUGUUUUAAACUGUAAAAGGGAAAUUCAGGAAGAUUUGGGGAAUUUUAUUAAACCCCUUUCUAUACAACUAACUCUUCUGUAUUCUUUCACAUUGAAAUUUAGCCAUCCUGAGUGAUGCGUGGGACUUGCUGGCCUAAUCUAUCUUCUUAGCUUCAGGGUUCUGUUAUCAGUGGGACCUACCUUGGUUUGGAUUACAUGAGUAAGCAAAAUGGAGGUGAAGGUGGCAUCAUCAUCAAUAUGUCUUCAAUAGCAGGGCUCAUGCCUGUUGCACAGCAACCUGUUUAUUGUGCUUCAAAGCAUGGCAUAAUCGGAUUCACACGCUCAGCAGCGAUGGCUGCUAACCUCAUGAAGAGCGGUGUAAGACUGAAUGCCAUUUGUCCAGGCUUUGUGAACACACCCAUUCUUGAAUCCAUUGAAAAAGAAGAAAAUAUGGGCCAAUAUAUAGAAUAUAAGGACCAUAUCAAGGCUAUGAUGAAAUUCUAUGGAAUUUUGGACCCAUCAACCAUUGCCAAUGGAUUAAUAAACCUCAUUGAAGAUGAUGCUCUCAAUGGUGCCAUUAUGAAGAUCACGGCAUCGAAAGGAAUUCAUUUUCAAGAUUAUGACAUCUCUCCAUCCUUUGUAAAAGCUCCAUGAACCUCCCAAGCAUCAGCCAUAGCUGAAAAUAAGCACAAGUGACUCACUCAGACUGCAUCUUUACUAAUCUAGUGUUGUCAAUGAAAUGCCAUAUGAUGAAACCUACCUUCAUGUAUCUGAUGUUAAUAUUUUUCUAAGUGAUUAGUUGUAUGGUUAAAGAUGUUUGAUAAGCUAACAGAAAUGCAGUGCAAACCAAAACUGGGUUGUAACCUAUAUAAUCUUAAAGACAAAACAAAGGAUAUUCAAGAGAUAUUCUGCCUUUCAGAAAACAUAUUUAUAACAGUGCCUCAUAAAUAUUAAUGGUUCUCAGAAAGUCAUCUUAAAGGAGAUACUUGAAUUGUUAUUUAAGUCAAAGCAGAUUUUAAAUGAUUCACUUUGUAUGUUUGCACUUCAAAAGGGGGAAGCUUCUUUUCAAUGGAAAUAUUUAGUAAUAAAAGCUUGUACAUGAUCUGCAAGCUAAACUUUCCAACUCUUUGAAGUAGUGUUGUAUUUGUGGGUCGGUGUUAGGGAAUGAGUUCCAGUGUGGCCGUGUCCCAAUGACAAGUCUGACAUAUGGGAAUAUGAUGCUGUUACUAACACUGAAAAUUCACAGUUCAGCCCCAAAUAAGGAAGAUGAUUUAUUUUUCCUUUCUAAUUUAAAAUUCAUAAUGGAUUCCAAAACCCUCAGGAAUGAAACUUUUAAAAGUCAUAGCAAAAGGAGUAGGUGUAAAUUUUUAUAUAUAUUGUACAUGCUUAUUAUGAAAUGAUGCAAAUGUAUUUUCCAGAUUAUUUCUUUGUUGGUUUGUACCAAUUUCAAAAGUGCCUAUCUUUCAAUAAAACUCUUGUAUUCUAAUUCA